Penicillium mononematosum is the source of this 1476-nucleotide messenger RNA. Its product is annotated as threonine aspartase 1. The transcript has 5 exons. Gene Ontology annotation, molecular function: threonine-type endopeptidase activity. The coding region runs from base 1 to 1476 and encodes 491 amino acids. Gene Ontology annotation, biological process: protein maturation. The record is from RefSeq and is a predicted model, not a curated record. NCBI's taxonomy places the organism in Eukaryota, Fungi, Ascomycota, Eurotiomycetes, Eurotiales, Aspergillaceae.
AUGCCGCAGACGUCUGAGAAUGAGGGCGUUUGUGCCAUAUUCAUUCAUGCUGGAGCGGGUUUCCACAGCCACGAGAAUGAGCAUAAGCACUUGAAGGCCUGUGAAGUAGCUGCGCUCAAGGCCAUGGCAUUCUUAAAGAGUGGUGGCACCGCCAUUGACGCGGUCGAAGCGGCCAUAAUGGUGCUUGAAGAUAACCCAAUCACAAAUGCAGGGUUUGGGAGCAACUUGAACGCGAAAGGGGUGGUUGAAGGCGAUGCCUCGAUUGUCGACCAUCACGGGCUGAGUGGAGCGGUUGGAGCUGUGCCCAAUAUCAAGAAUCCAAUCAUGCUUGCUCGGAAGAUUUAUGAUAAGGCCAAUGUGCAGAUGGGCAUGUCAAGGGUGCCCCCGAACUUCUUGGUCGGAGAAGGUGCCAAGGACUUUGCAUGGGAGCAUGGCAUGGUGGUCAUUCCCGAGGAAGCUUUGAUCUCGCCCGUCGCGCUGGAGCGUUAUCAGGUAUGGGCCGCAGAAGUCAAAGACUAUGAAAAUGAAACCCUCGGCGAAGUGAUUGAUCCCUGGAUUCGCCGUCCUGUCACUCCCCUUGACACUCGCCUUGAGCGUCUCGAGCGUGCUUCUCAACCAGGAGCUCAUCCUGGGAGUGAUACAGCGGAUGAGGAAACUGGAACUCUACCCGAUCCAAGCCAUUUUGCAGAUGUGAAGGGCCGCCCAGGAGCAUCGCUGGAGCAUCAAACUCAGAAAAAGGCCAAGCUCGCAAAUUCGCAUCUACCUGUGCAGCCUGCCUCGCCCGUAUCCUCAUCUCCGGACGGCAGUCCCGAUGGCACCCCCGAUACCGCCGAUAGUGAACAAGACGAGGAGGAUAGCAUCACGGACACUGUUGGCGCCAUUGCCAUUGACAAGUAUGGAAAUAUUGCAGCAGGAUCUUCUUCUGGUGGUAUUGGCAUGAAGCAUCGAGGCCGAAUUGGACCUGCGGCCCUGAUUGGCAUUGGAACCCACGUUAUCCCCCAAGACCCGACUGAUACGGAUGGAACCACAUGUGCAGUCGUUACAUCUGGGACCGGAGAACUCAUCGCCUCGACACUGGCGGCAAGCACCUGCGCGCAAAGGAUGUAUUACAGCCAGAAGAUGGGCAACAAUGGCAUGUUUACCCAGGUGAUGGAAGAAGAAGCCCUCAGAGCGUGGAUGAAAAGGGAGUUUAACGAACACGCUGCCGUGAGUAACAGCGUUCUCUUUGGGGCCCUCGGAGUGGUUAUUGUGAAGAAAAACAAUUACGGCAUCGAACUCUACUUUGCUCACAAUACCGACUCUUUCGCCAUCGCCUCUAUGUCCAGCAAGUUGGACAGGCCGUCUUGUCUAAUGUCGCGUGGCUCACGAGGAACCAUUGCCCAAGGAGGUUGCCGAUACAGGUUUAAAGACAACUGUAAGUUUUACCACCAGGUUGAAGAUAUAAGCUGUGAGUGUUGGUUGACACGGAUAAUUUAA